AUGAGCGCGCAGAUUCCACUGAGGUUCAGUAUGCCUCAGAUCACCUCGUACACCGGAACCACUGGCCCGACCGAGCAUUUAGAAUCCUACAGGGCUUGGAUGGAAUUACAAGGCACGUCAACCACUACCAUGUGUCAUGCAUUUUCGUUAACGCUAGCAGGAGCACCCCGGAAGUGGAUCCGACAAUUGAAGCAGCACUCAAUCGACUCUUUUGUGCAGCUCAGAAAAGCCUUCAUCACCAACUUCAUUGGGGGGAAAGAAAACCUUAAACCAUCUUCUCAUCUCCUUAAUGUCGUUCAGAAAGAAGGCGAGCUACUGAAGGAUUACAUCAAGCAUUUCAACCUAGAAACGAUGCAGGUGCUGAAGCAUUCUGAGGACAUUGCCUUGACUGCCCUAAUGGGAGGACUUAGGGAACGAAGAUUCCUCUUUUCGCUUGACAAAAACUCUCCGACGACUAUGGCCGACCUCCUCAACAAAGCUCAGAAGUAA
Molecule: messenger RNA, 489 nt
Organism: Magnolia sinica
Lineage: Eukaryota; Viridiplantae; Streptophyta; Magnoliopsida; Magnoliales; Magnoliaceae
Exons: 1
Coding region: 1-489 (162 amino acids)
Source: RefSeq, a predicted model, not a curated record